Meloidogyne enterolobii is the source of this 1455-nucleotide messenger RNA. The record is from the annotation of a GenBank genome assembly. NCBI's taxonomy places the organism in Eukaryota, Metazoa, Nematoda, Chromadorea, Rhabditida, Meloidogynidae.
AUGGCGUUGACAGUCGAAGAAAGUAAAAUUCUUGUGUUCAUUGCAGGCAUUCCAGAGGAAGCGUUAGAUGUCCGGCAAAUCAGUCUGAGAUUCGUAGAGAAAUAUUCAAAGUCAGAAGUAUGCACAUUGAAGGCAUUGAUGGAGGAAGUCCGUAGCUAUUUGGCAAAUAAGUCUGAUGCAAAGGUAUUCGCGGAUAACCAGUCAAAGGUCAGAUUUGAACCUGAAUAUUCUGUGGAGGUGAAUAAUAUUAGUAAAACUAUUCAGGUCAAUCAAAAUGUGAAAAGUAGUAAAGACGAAAAGGACAAAAGGAAUCAAUUCAGUCAAGGAGAAGAACGUCAACAUAGUCAAGUCAAUGAUCGACAAUUUAGUCAGACAAGUCGUCCACAAUAUGGACAGAAGGAGUGCUAUAAUUGUGGGAAGAGGGGACACAUUAGCCGAUUCUGUAGAUACCCUAGAGGUUGGUUAAAUCGUAAUAGUCGCCCAGAAGUUAAUUAUAUGUCUAUUGACCCUAAUAAUUCAGGUCCAUAUGUGUGUAUUGCCGAUAUUGUCGAUCCGACACAGAUUCUGCUAAAAGAGAAAUGGAUUACACAGUCAGUCAAGUUAAACGACAAAAACGUUGAGAUGAUUGUCGAUUCAGCGGCACAAAUCAAUUGUAUUACCGAAGCGACCUGGAACGAUUUGGGCAAGCCUGAGAUUAGUCAAGUCAAUUAUUCUGGAGUCGGGUUAGGCAAAUCGAACUUCAAGAUAGAAGGCAAAGUCAAGGUCAAGGUUGAGUUAUUUGGGAAAACCUCGGAAGAAGAAGUCCACAUAGUCGAAGGAAACAUUAAUAUCAUGGGACUUCCGUGGUUAAACAAAUUCGGGACAAAAUCGCCAGUCUUGUCGCAAUAUUUUGCAAGAGGAAGUCAAAACAAAAGUCAAAAGUGGAAAGAUUGGAGAAGCCCAAAGUCCAAGAUACAAGAGACGCCGAUUCGAAAUAAAGAAUUCAAUAGUCAAGAAUCGAAGAAACCAUUCCAUAGUCAAAAGAAGAAAGCUUGGCGAAGAACGAAUAAAUUCGAAAAUGGAAUGGAAGUCUUAGUCAAAAACACGAAUCGUAGUGGUAAAACAAUGUGGUUAGCAGGGAAGUUGAUGAACAAAGUCGGGCAAAUUUGGAAAGUCCAAGUGCCAUCAUUGCGUAGCAUAGUCAGCCGUGAGGAGUGGUUUAUUCGAAAGAAAAAGUGGUUCGAUGAUGCAACAAUGAAAAGUCAAUCAAAAGAGGAUCAAAGGUCGAGCUCGGUUGAAAGUCUGGGGGCAGAAGACAAAGAGAAACUUUCAGCGAUCUUUAAGAAGAACAUCCGGAUCCUCCAGAAAGAAGACGAAUUGCAGGACGUGGACAUCGAACUUGUGAGCGAAGAAAACAUGAAGCAAAAAGAUGAGCCAAUGCACGCGAGCACUGGAACGGAAGAUGAUCGGAAAUAG